AUGGACGAAUCAGAUAGACACGAGCCAUUAACCCCUGCUUCACCUCGAUUUCUCCGCACAGCGCGAAGAAAGGCAUGCCGAAAAUGUGUGGGAGCUAAGACUGCCUGUGAUCUCGGAAAACCGAAAUGCAAGCGAUGCAGAGAUCGAGGCACGAGUUGUGAAUAUCCAACACACGUCAAAUCAAGAAGUGCUGCUAGUGCAGAGAAUCAACACGCCACUGUGGAUGUCUGCCCUCUCAGUACCAUUUCUGAUGCAAUAUCUCCGGAUUCCACAUGGCCAGAGGGUCUGGUCAGAAGCACCGGGAAUAUAUCUCACGCCCCGAGUUACCCCAUUACGGAUAAUGGACCAAUUCAUCCGGAUACCACUGCUGGCCUAGACUUCCAUCAAAUUGAUCUAGUUCCCAUGAUCGAUGCAGAGGAAAUUCGCGAUCGCUGGUUACGCCCCUACAUCUCGAGCUCGACGGGCCAAGAACUCAAGCAGUUGAAUGCUCACACCAUACAGUAUCUCACCUGCGUGUUGAAAUCGUAUCUUAGAAAUCUACUUAACUCAAAGGCACCGCCUUUUGUUCAUUCGAUGCAGCAGAUGGGGACAUGUCCGCCUGUCUUGGCUUAUUGCUUCACCCUGGUUCGGACAUGGUUGACUCGGAUUCCUGGGUGUGAACCCUUGAUUCUGGGAACGAUGCGAGAAGAGAUGAGGAAUAUUGAAAACCAGGGUGCCAUUCGAAGUGACUUUGAUAGCCUAUGCUCGUUCCAGGCGUAUCUCAUCUACUCCAUGACAAUCCAUUUCUUCCCUCGCCCAGACACCGUCGAAGAACCCAACAACUUUGAUACCCAAGCACAGAUAAAAUUACAAGAAAUUGCUUUCCGGUCCGCCAAAGCAGGUCUCACCUGCAGAGCAGAAGAAUCUCAGACCCGGCCGAGCUGGGAGUCAUGGAUAGUCGCCUCUGCCAAACGUCGUACCCUCUUUACUAUGUAUCUUUUCACCAACGUCUACAAUACCCAGGUCGGGCUGCCGAACUUUGUUGCUGAAGAAUUGAGAGGGACCAUGGCCCCGGAAAGCAAAAUACUCUGGGAAGCUUCAGACCUCGCCGUCUGGGAAAGAGAAUACAAUCGCCACUUGUCUCGCUGGGAGGAUACGAUGCUCGAGAUAUCAGAGCUGUGGAGGUCUGAUGAUACUGGAACAGACGCCCGGCGGGAGAGAAUUGAGCGGUGGCUGCAGUCUGCUGAUGAGUUUGGGAUGAUGUUAUUUUCCGUUUGUGCACAUAUUCAUGGGUGCUAG
Penicillium psychrosexuale is the source of this 1278-nucleotide messenger RNA. Its product is annotated as Zn(II)2Cys6 transcription factor domain-containing protein. NCBI's taxonomy places the organism in Eukaryota, Fungi, Ascomycota, Eurotiomycetes, Eurotiales, Aspergillaceae. Bases 1 to 1278 code for a protein of 425 amino acids. Gene Ontology annotation, biological process: regulation of DNA-templated transcription. Gene Ontology annotation, molecular function: DNA-binding transcription factor activity, RNA polymerase II-specific; zinc ion binding. The record is from RefSeq and is a predicted model, not a curated record. The transcript is spliced from 2 exons.